Messenger RNA from Oreochromis niloticus (Nile tilapia), 1198 nucleotides. RefSeq names its product NAD-dependent protein deacylase sirtuin-5, mitochondrial. Gene Ontology annotation, cellular component: nucleus. The transcript has 5 exons. The annotation marks the transcript as partial. The record is from RefSeq and is a predicted model, not a curated record. Gene Ontology annotation, molecular function: histone deacetylase activity, NAD-dependent; NAD+ binding. Lineage: Eukaryota; Metazoa; Chordata; Actinopteri; Cichliformes; Cichlidae.
CUGGCUUCUCUAUUUUCAUACUGUUUCGAGGGUGGCCAGAGUGCUAAAACGUUUGACUCACCUGCUAAAAUCUUUCUUCUGUCUGUUCCCACGAGAUGUUUUCUGGGAUCCCAGCACUCUAAUGUGCAACAGCUGUGUUUUCUGUGUAUAACUGCAGGCAGUCUGAUGGAGACGCGCUGUAUGAGUUGCGGUCAUGUGUCAGUGAACAAGAGAAGCCCCAUAUGUGCUCCCUUAAAAAACAAAGGUGACCCUGGCCCAGAUGUUCCUGAUGCCCAGAUUCCUGUGGAUAAGCUGCCAAGGUGUGAAGAAAGAGAGUGUAAUGGUCUGCUGAGGCCCAAUGUGGUGUUUUUUGGGGAGACGCUGGACUCUCACAUUCUUACCAAGGUGGAAAAAGAAAUUGAAACCUGUGAUCUUUGUCUCGUGGUGGGAACAUCUUCUAUUGUUUACCCAGCAGCCAUGUUUGGCCCUCGUAUUGCAUCCAGAGGUGUUCCAGUGGCGGAGUUUAAUAUAAAUACAACACCGAAAUCAGAAUAUUUCAUGUACCAUUUCCAGGGUCCAUGUGGAACUACACUGCCUCAAGCUUUGGCACAACAUGAGUCAGAGGUGUUUUAAAAAAAAAAACACCAGGCUGACUUUUUCAACAUUAGUUAGAUUUAAAAAAACAAAACAAAAUCUACAAGCCAGUGCAGCCCAGAGAUUUCUUAGCAAUACUCCAAAUCUCUUCAAAUCAGUGUAGCUGUUAAUGCGCUUGGUGGAGGUAUUUUGUAAAUCAUUAAGCUUCUUGACAAUUUUUGAGAUGAAUUUCUUAAUACUUGAAAAUGUAGCUCACUAACUGGAAUCAGAUCAUGAUUUUUUUUUAUGUUACAUGAUAUUGUGUUAACUAUGCAGCUUAACAAAGGAAAGGGAGGACAUGCAUGUAAAAUCAAAACAAAAGUCAGACAUCAAAGGUAUUCUUUCAUAAUAGAUGUUAAUGAGAAGAUCAUUAAAUGUUAGCACUAUUGUUCUCUAAAAUGAAGCUGUAGAUCAACAUAUUACUUCUGGUAGAGUGUUCCACUUUUCUCUUUCUGCCGCAUGAAGAGAUGUACAAAUCAUAAUAUAAUCUAGUGCCUUUUCAGACUGUUUACACAACCUUGACCAAAUGCUUGCUUUAAGUUUCAAGUGCAAAUCUUUCAAUGUUACAAAGAUUUAUUCCAGUGUA